AUGUUUGUAAACUGGGUUUUUCUAUUUUUUUGCCAAAAGUCAAAAAUACAGACUUAAACUAGUCUUUACAUUUACAAUUUUUAGUUUUUUCUUCAAUCACGUUGCGUAAGUUUUAAAUAUUUAUUAUACUGGGGAGAUACAGAAAUUUUUCAACUGACUGAGGGGUUAGGUUUCCCUUGCGGUUUACAUCGUUAUGAUUUUCCACUGUACUAUUUUAAAAAAUAUAAGAAAAAUGUGAACUAGUAUUAAUAAAUUCUACUCGAUUAUGAUAUUUAAAAGUCAAUAUUAGCUAAAAUCGUCAAUUUUUGGUAACAGCUUUUGUCACAUAAAUACUGCCCUACCCAAAAAAAAAAAUUAAAAAGUAUUUUCGUCUGAAUUUAAUGAAGUACUUUCUUCAGGGUUUGCAAGACUUGUCCAUGUAGAUUUCCAAAUGUGAGACAAUAUGUGAUGAACUGAAUGUGGUUUUUGACAUACAUUAACGAUGCAAAGCCUGGAGGCUGCAUGCGAGGAGGGAGAACGACCAAUUAAAAAAGCAAAACUGAAUCAGACCUCCUUGCUUUUGCCUAGGCAUCAAGAAAAUAACCUAUUAGAGAAUGCCUUUAACAAACAGUUCUGCAUUCAUUCCAGAUUGCAAGAGCUUUAUAACGUAGAAAGUGCUAAAAAUCCUGACCAAAUAAGUGAGGGAUUAAAAUACAAUUCUUACCUAUUGGAGAAGCUUGUAGAACAAGAAAGACUGAACACAUUAGUAGUGAAUUUAUAUCCUGGUAAUAAGGGCUAUUCUUUGGCCUUUCCAAGUAGCCCUCAUUCAGAAAUGGGUUGUGACUUUGAAGAACCCACCAUGUUGGAAACUUUGAAAUGGCCAUAUGAAGAAAAUGAAUUAUUGCGUUACAUUGACAACGAGGAGCUGCCUGCUUUCUUUAUAGAUGUUUUAGAGCCAGACUUUAAUUUCUUGUUUUAUAGUGGGUGCAUUAUUGCAGAAGUAAGAGACUAUAGGCGAGCUUAUCCUCAUUUUAAAAAAUGUGAUAUACAUCAUGUACUUCUUAAGCCUACUUUGCAGAGUAUAUUAGCUGAUAUUAAUUUAAUAAUGGAACAACACGUCGACUGGGGAAGCGAAGAGAAGUUGCAUUUGGAGAGUCAAAUUCUCUUAGCAACAAAUCCGUCACUGUGUGUGGAAUCGAAUCCGGCAGUGGCUUCAAUUCAAGCUAAAGUGAACCACUGUCGUCAACUCUUGAACACGCACAGACUUCGUCGGACUGCUCGUAAAUUCUCCCAAGACACAGUGAACAGGAAAAGGAAACUAGAUCAGUUUACCCAUCGUCCUGGUCUUGAACUUUUUAAUUACAUUACCCGACUUCGCGCCAAGUCAAAGAAUGCCCUUGUUGCAUCGAAACAUCUCGCGAAGAAAAUGCCUGAAGAUACGUUCAAACCCAUACCGGUGCCCUCGUUGAGCGCACCGAACAUAGCACCACCAUCCCAAGGCGUUCACAUUAACGAAUUCAAGGCAUACCAACGACCGAAGGAGACCAGCGACUGUUCUCCUCAGCUGAUCGAAGAAUAUGUCCUGGAGACUGACAUGCCCUCAAAAGAAAAGGGGAAAUCGCGAGUUUAUCACAUUAAAUUAUCAAUACUUCAACGGCCUUCAAAUUCGGAAUAUUUGGGCGAAUUAUACUUGGAUAGAGAUCAUAAAAAAGAUGAAAGAAACGGCGUGGCCUGUCGCUUUUCAUUGGGUUCCAGGGCACAUGCUAACCGUUACAUACAACAAUUUACCGAAAUAUUUACUGAAGGAGGUCGAAAAUCUGUUAGGAUCAAAUAUGGACUCAGCCCCGGACUGAAAGAAAGAGUCGCUCUCGUGCAAGCGCAAGCGGCACAGUUACAAGCGGCUCAGCAGGCAGCUCAGGUUAAUUUGGCGCAACAGCAUUUAGCCCAACUAAAUCAAAAUUUGCAGAACAACACAUGUCCAAUGCCCUUGGUUAAUGGUACAGUUACAUCAGGGAUUACAUUAUUACAGCAAACCCCAACAGUUCACAAUGCUUCUAGUGUUUCACUGCUUCAUUCUCAAAUGCAGCCUAGCCAAAGCAAACAACAGCUUACCAGCCAAGAAGCCGAAAUUAAUGCUUUAGCUACGAAACUUAUGAAUUCUGCACAACAGUAUCAAGAAGCUUCAGCGAACGCCAAACAGCAAAAACUAGCCAUGAGCGGUAGUACUAGCAGCAAUGCAGCAAUUAUAAACUUAUUGAACAGUUCCCCUGCUAGUAAUGUGAAUAGUGAUGCAAGUGCAGCGGUAGUAAACGCGAUAAACAGUGGACCUAUAUUACCUCAACAAGUACAGACUAUAAAUCAGAAACUCAUCGGACGAAAAAUGACGCUUUCAAGUUUGCCUAAUGCGCGUGUUUUAAAUCAUACGAACCUGAUUGCGGUAAACAAUAGUAGAAUGAGUCUCUCCGAUUUGAACACGUCGGUACCGUCUUCAAGCGCGAUAAACUUCGGCCAGACGGUGCCGAUUAAACAAGUUAUCAGCCAGAGAUCGCCGUCAUCUUCAUCAUCUUCUUCUUCGGGGAAUUCAAGUGAUAAGUCGGCUUUGUCUGCUUUAUUAGUUGGUACUCCUGCAGCAGAUCGACCUGAUAUCAUCAAUCCUAAUUCAAAUUCGCUUCUACUCGAGAAAUUGGCUAGCGCGUCAAAAGUAAACAUGAACCUCAAUCCGUCACCGUCCGCGUCGAGCAUACUCAGCCCCAAAGCGACGGCUUAUAGUGAUUUAUCAAAGGUAUCAACUGUAACUCUUUCUAACGAUGAAAAGGUUGCGAGAUCGAAAUUUUUUAAGGAUUAUGCAGGAGAAAUAUAUGUUGAUAUGGACAAGAUGUCUGAUAAAACCAAGUCAAGCUUUAUAAAAUCAUCGCCCAAGUCCAAUCCUGUGAUAUCGCCUCUCUCCAGUCCCCCGCCUCCUUCACCCGUUGCUGCGGCAGCAUCCUCGACUCAAACGCAGAAUUUGAACACGAUUAAUGUGCAAAGUCUCAACUUAGCGUCGUUGCAAAAUUUAUCCGGACUUCAGAAUGUACAAGUGCAACUGUCUGGUUUUUCGCAGCCUAUAUCGCUGUCGCUGAAUGUAUCUUCGGCUGCAGGCAUUCAGGGUCAUCCCGCCAGUAUUAUUGUUUCAUUACCGGUAGCGACGACCGGUGGCUAUGCCGGCACGUCGUCAAUACCACCCCAACAAGUUACAGCUGGCACGAGCUUAGGCACACCUACCGUUGUUUUGACCAAUGCGGGAACUGCUCAGUUGGUCACAUCGAGCAUCAAACCGAUUAACCAAACGAAUAUCAGGAACGCUACGCAAACAGGAGUGACGCUUGCACAAGGUACUCCGCAAUUUCAAAUUCUCACUUCGGUUCAAAGGCCGAAAUUACAGCAAACGUCCAGCAUUCAACAGAACGCCGCAACGAGGAACAUACAGCGGACACCCUUCACGAUCAAGAUGACAACACCGAACACAACUCAAGUGACAAUGACGUCCUCGCCAAAUUCACUGUCAAGUCAACAAUUGCAAUUGGCUCUGCAAAAGCAAGCUCAGAUUCAACAGUUUCAACAAAUUUACAAUCAACAACAGAGAAGUUCGCCAACAAACGGUGCCGGAAAAGUGCGAAGACGUUCUAACACGUCGUCCGAUACACAACAAUAACAGUAUAUCGUGACGGCUUUCCUCGUUAAAUUAACUGCCGCUAAAUGGUGUAAAUUUAGGAUUAAUUGUAUUUUUUUAUUAUUACUAUUUUCAUCGCAGUAGCUUGAUCUCAACCGAUAUACUGUAAUGUCUGGCACACUUGUGGCUGUUACAUGAAAAAAGCUAAUUCAAUACUCGUUUCAGUUUUAUUGUUAUAUUGUACCUGUAACUAGUAUAGAGAAAUAUACAAAUUGUAUAAAUAAUUUGUGUUGCGUAGUGUGUAUUCAACACUUUUAGAGGAAAAGUCACAAAGAGAUACAACGUCAAAAACUACCAAGUUAAGGGACAUGAGAUGUUAACAGUUAGUACUUUAAAGUAGUUAAUGCUUUUCAUGUCUUGAUUUGUGGAAAUAAGUGCAAUGGGAGCAGAUUUAUCUUCAAAAUAUACCGGAAACAACUUAUAUGCAUUUAUUGACGACAUAGCGAGGGCGUAAAAUCUUUCGCUGCGGUUAUUCUUAAACUGUACUCACAGAACCGGCCCUGAACUAUUGCCAUAAAGCCCUAGUAUCAAGCCGGCGAGAAAGCCUUAGUCCUUUUCAUCGUUUUGGUGGUAUUAGGUGUUUAUCGCAUUAAUUUCAUUUUUGUUGUUUGAUUUUAUCUCCAAUUUUUUGAUAUUAUUUACCUCAAUCAUAUGUACAGUAAGUUGACCUGUUGUAUCUCUUAUGUUCAAAAUUCUUAAUUUUUAGUUAAUUACCCUGCAUAAAUUAAUAAUUUAACUUAUAAUUCGAAAUUAGAAGUUAUUUGCCAUGUUUGUGCAAUAUUUUUUUUACGGCAGCUCUUCGUUGGAAAGAGAUUAUGUAUUACUUAACUAUAAAGAAAUUGCUCAUAAGUUUCAAUUUAAAAAUUAUUUCAGAACGCGUACAGUGCCAAAAUUGUUUUCUUUGGAAUCCAAAGUUUGAUAUAGUAUAUCACAAGAUAAUAUUAAUUUUCAAUUUAUUAUUUAAUUUUGAAAUUUGCACUUUAUUUAAAAUAUUACAAAUUGCACAUUUGUGCUUGAGACAUGCAGUAUUCUUAUUUCAUGAUCAUAUUGGUAUUCAUAUUUAGUAACAAUAAUGGCGUGUGUAAAUAAAAUUUAAAUAACAUUUUAGUUAUUUAUAGGUAGUAUUUAUUUAAAACAACAUCACAAAGUGCAUUAUAUGUAUAUUUUACAUGAAUGUAGAGUAUACUUGUAUGCAACGUAUUAAAUAAAAAAAAAGAUGUACAUAAUGAUUGUAAAAAUAACAAUAAUUAUUAUGAAUAAUUAAUUGUACGUUAUUAUGGACACUUGUCGAUAAUUUUAAACCAUCUUGUGAUACCACUGAUUUUAUUUUUCUGUAGUUUUUUUAAGUAUGUAUCGUGAUUGUAAGAAUUAGGCAAUUGUUUCGAGAACAACUAGAAUGAAAUUUAAAGUAUAGCAUUUUUAAUGAUAUUUGUGCAAGUUAGAAAAAACAGCUACUUAUUUAUAGAAUCUUGAAUUUUUAUAAUCCCUUAUUCAUUUAUAUCUUACAAUUAUUCUUUUUUCAGUAAGAAAAGUAAAAAAGAGAACGAUGCAAUAAAAUUAAAAAAAAAA
Messenger RNA from Agrilus planipennis (emerald ash borer), 5257 nucleotides. It is a transcript of the gene Spt20, whose product is annotated as transcription factor SPT20 homolog. Lineage: Eukaryota; Metazoa; Arthropoda; Insecta; Coleoptera; Buprestidae. Gene Ontology annotation, molecular function: transcription coregulator activity. Gene Ontology annotation, biological process: regulation of transcription by RNA polymerase II. The record is from RefSeq and is a predicted model, not a curated record. Bases 482 to 3670 code for a protein of 1062 amino acids. The transcript is spliced from 10 exons. Gene Ontology annotation, cellular component: SAGA complex.